AUGAGAGUCAGGAAGUUCAAAAAAGCAAAGAGCGAGCCAAAGAAAGUGGCAGGCAAGAAGAAUAAGCAGAAGGAGGCAGAAAGCGCCUUCCUUCUUGAGCACAGAGCACCUAAACUACACAAGCAGGGCGUUAAGAAGCUGCAUCCGAGGCUGUUCUCCGAGUUCGAGGGCCGUGUGUUUGGAGACGAAUGCGUGUGUAGAAUAGACCUGUGCUCCAUGCUGAAGAAAAAGAGUGCAGAUGGAUACUACCACCGAGAGAAGAGCGUCAGCUUCAAUCUUCUGCAAAGCAGGCAGCGUGCCGCACGGACAAAUGUUAAGAAGGCCCCGGCGCCGGACGAUGAGGAGUUAGUGAGUCUGAGUAAGCGGCUGGUGGAGGAUGCUGUGUUUCGGGCCAUGCAGCAGUACAUGGAGGAAACUCAGCAGAACGGCGCCGCACCAAGAGACGAGGCUCCGCCGGGGGCCGCCAGCAAACUCAACACCACCAAAUGAGCGUGCGAGCCCUGAGCUGACCCCCGAGCCGACCGGCGGAGAGCUGCAAACACCUCCACCUGCCAGCGGCAUCAGAGCGCAGCCGAGACAAGGGUUGUGGAGCAGGAGGGAAGCCACGAUCAGGGCGGAUCUCUGGACAAACACUGCACUCAAACUCAACUUUACUUUCCCUGCCUUCCCCGUCCUGCAUCACUCCUGUAUUGGUAACACUUUAUUUUGUUGAUCCCUUUUGAGUAUUC
Carassius carassius (crucian carp) is the source of this 728-nucleotide messenger RNA. Its product is annotated as A-kinase anchor protein 7-like. Bases 1 to 489 code for a protein of 162 amino acids. Gene Ontology annotation, cellular component: cytosol. Lineage: Eukaryota; Metazoa; Chordata; Actinopteri; Cypriniformes; Cyprinidae. The record is from RefSeq and is a predicted model, not a curated record. The transcript has 6 exons. Gene Ontology annotation, molecular function: protein kinase A regulatory subunit binding.